Molecule: messenger RNA, 241 nt
Organism: Sphenostylis stenocarpa
Lineage: Eukaryota; Viridiplantae; Streptophyta; Magnoliopsida; Fabales; Fabaceae
Source: the annotation of a GenBank genome assembly
GAGUAUAGUAAGGCCCCCAACAGGGUCAAUGACAUGCAGCCGAGUAGGCACCGGUCAGAACUCAGCACCAAGCAGAGCACUCGCCGCCGACCGAUUGCUUGAAUCUAUUCCCACUGCUGCCAUCCCCGUGUUCGCCAGCGCAUUCCAUGCAAUCGAAUCGCAUCACAAUAAUCGUUUCCACAGCGAUCGACCGAAGUCGCCACCUUCCUCGUCAUUGGUGGUGGACAGUGACAGUGAGUGA